GGAGGGAGAGGAGGAGAGGGCUUUGGUAAAUAAUACGUGGCGUCUGAGGCUGGAGCCGCUCAGAGUGGAGAUGGGCACCGAGCGAGAGAUCUGCAGCUAACCCGGCUGCAUUUGCUCACCCGGCCUGGAAGGAGGAGGAGGAGGAGAAGGAGGAGGAGGAGAAAGAGGAAGAGGCGGCGGAGGAUUAGGAUCAGGGGAGAAAGAUGAGUGCUUAUGCAGACAUCUCUGCAUCCAAGCAGGGGCCACAGGGGACCCCAGAGAGUGGUUACCAGCGUUAUGGUGUUCGGUCUUACUUGCAUCAGUUUUAUGAGGACUGCACAGCAUCCAUCUGGGAGUAUGAGGAUGAUUUUCAGAUCCAGAGGUCACCCAACAGGUGGAGCUCGGCAUUCUGGAAGGUCGGACUCAUCUCAGGAACAGUGUUUAUGUUCACCGGGAUCAUAGUUCUUGUAGCUGGUUUCCUAGUGUCCCCUAAAAUCGAAGCCCUCGGAGUAGAAGAUUUUGUGGUGGUGGAUACACGUGCUGUUCAGUUUAAUAGAGCCCUCGAGGUAUGCAAGUUGGCAGGAGCAGUAUUAUUUUGCAUUGGCGGAACCAUGACAGCAGCCUGCUUGCUCAUGUCCGCAUUCGCGAAAAGCUACUCCAAAGAAGAAAAGUAUCUGCAGCAAAAAUUUAAAGAGAGAAUAGCUGACAUAAAAGCCCAUGCACACCCAGUCACAAAAGCCCCAGCACCAGGAGAAUCCAAAAUACCUGUUACACUGUCCAAAAUACAAAAUGUCCAGCCGUUAUCUGAAACCUGAUGUUUUCUGCCAUCUUGUGAAUUUUGUCACGUUUGGCUUUAACUAGCAAACAAGUCUGUGUUUGCAGUGCAGUAUCAGUAGAGAAAGAAGCCGAUUGGGGAUGAAAUCUGAUGAGAGCAUAGAAACGACAAGAAGGUGAAGGUUCAGACAUUAGUGGUUUGCAUAGAGCAUUCCAGUAUCAGGUGUGUGCGUGUGCGUGUGUAUGUUUAAAAGUCCAUUGAUCUCUUUUGAACCACAAGACUUUGCAAAACACAGUGCAAAUCUCCCCACACCCUGCUUUAGUGUCAAACAUUAGCCAAAUUCACUAGUUACAGUAAUCAGAAUUCUAUUUCCAAUUAUUGUGAAUGAGUCAGAUUGGUUUUGUAUGCUGCUUGAUCACUCCUGUUUGGCUUGUCCUUUGAUUGGUAAAGAAAUAUACAAACAGUACCUCUCUGGGAGGUAUGAUGCAAAAUGUAUAUCUUCCCCUGAAAAAGCAGAGUCAUAAACCAUACCUAGUUCUUUGCUUACACAUUUGGCUUAUUAGGAGAGAGGCAAACCAGGAUCUUUGAUUCAUAUGCCGUUAUAAAUGAACCACAAAUUGAAGCCAUGUGGCUUGUUUUUCCAGUCAUAUUUGCAGUGAGAAUCAUUGGUUACCAGCAUGCAGCUUAUAAAUGAAAGUUGGAGUAUUGAUGGAGCUCUGGAUUAGAAUUAUAUGUAAACCAGGGCACUUUAUUAUUUCCAGAUCAGUGACAUAUUUAUAUGAUUUUACUGUACACAAUAUGAUUCAUGCUCUGAUACCAAUCCAUAAUUGUAUUGGUAGCCAAACUCUACAAAGGGAUGCGAGUAGCAAUUUACAUCUUUGAAACUUCCACUUCACCUGUUUGUCCUGCCAGUAAGGAAGGCUCCAUUGUGAACUAAAAAAGCCAGUGUCAAGUUCAUCAACAAAAGCAAGUGUGGUGGAAAAUAAAAUAGGCCACAAGCUGAACAAGAUUUUCCUUCAUAAAACGUUAUUCGAUUAUAACCAGUGCUUUCUUGUUGCUGUCUGGUUUAGUUAAAUAUAAAUGAUAGAUCACCAAUUUAGUCAUGUUAUGAGUUUUCUCCAGCUGUUCUUGUCAUCACAUAAAGGAGGAGAGCGAGGGAACACAUACAAAACUUCCUUUGGAUUUUAAGUAACAAAAUUCCAUACAUUCCUAUCGCACCCUGAGCAGAUUAUUCCCAUAAUAACCACUAAAUGGUCUUCUCUGUAUUAGGCUGUAAUGAAAAAUGACCUGUUGUGAGCUCCACGCUUAAUCUCUUGGCCCACACAACCUUAUUUUCCAUUUUACUUCUGAGGUUGUUGUUUUGUUUUUUAAAAUAGUGAGCUAUUUUAAAAGUGCCACUUUAUUAUGGUGGUGAUUUUUUUGGGAAGGAAAUUAAAACCGGAUCAACUCUGCUGCAGUUCCAAUCACAAAUUCUUAUUAGGAAAAAUGCAAUGGAUUUUGUUUAGUCACAAAGGGGCAUGUUUGCAUUAGUAAAGAUAAGGACCCUGCCCUGUGCCACAUGUGUACUGUGAUGUGUAUACAGACCUGAUUGAAGUGUACAUAGCACUCCUAGGCUCAGAUAAGCAGCUGUUCAGUACAAAGCCAUUAUGGGUGCAAAUGUACACAGAAAGAAAUGCACAUACAGAUCUCCUCCUUCAUUGAAGAGGUGAAACCCUCAUCAUCUACCACAAAUUUCUGGAUUGGGAAUCAUUUAUAUCAGAAUGUGGUCAAAUAGUGUGGCCAAUCCACAAGGCAGCAAACAUUAUCUCCCUCCUGUUGUGUUGAGUACAAACUACUUUUGCACUUUGAGCUCAGUUUACAGCAAUUUAAGUAAGCCAAAGAUGAUGGGAAAAGUGGGAACGAGAGAGAGAAGCUUGGACAUUUAAAACCUAUUUAAGAAAGUGGGAUGGCAGAAGAUUAAAUGGAUGUUCCUUGCUGAAUCGGGUCAGUUGAAGAGCAUAAGACUGAACAUAAGGUACAUACUAUUCUGCCCUCCAAGACAGAGGAAGUCUAGGGCAUUGCCACCAGCAUCUGCUACCUGAGGUAGCUUCCUCAGUCUGCCUGAUGAUAGAGCUGGCCCUGCAUAUUCCUACAAGGCAUCUCUCUCCUAAUUCUUGCCCCAUUGACUGUAAUAGGUCUAUUACAGGAAAAGUCACUGUUAGACCAUAUCUAUUUUUAAACAUAAAAUAUUCUUCCUUAAACUCAGCUGCCUGACCUUAAAAGAAAUUAUCAGAUGUUACACUUCUAUUUUUCUAGAUAAUAGAGAAAGCUUAUCCUUAACCAGAGUAUAGCUAUGUAAAUGCUUAUCUACAAAUUUGUUCUUUCAAUAAAAGUAUAAGUUGUCUUUGUCUCAAAAAGACACAAUUAACCUUAAACCUUUAGCCUAUGACUCUAAAACAAAAUUGUAAAAAAAAUGAAAUGUGAACUUUGUAUUCUUUGACAACGUGCGCCCAAUGUCUGUCUCUCUCUUUUUUUUAGUGGCUUCAAUAAAAUUAUUAAGAUCUGG
This is a messenger RNA of Anolis sagrei ordinatus, 3299 nucleotides long. It is a transcript of the gene NRSN1, whose product is annotated as neurensin 1. The record is from RefSeq and is a predicted model, not a curated record. Lineage: Eukaryota; Metazoa; Chordata; Lepidosauria; Squamata; Anolidae. Gene Ontology annotation, biological process: nervous system development. Gene Ontology annotation, cellular component: neuron projection; neuronal cell body; transport vesicle.